Messenger RNA from Desarmillaria tabescens, 2144 nucleotides. RefSeq lists its product as uncharacterized. NCBI's taxonomy places the organism in Eukaryota, Fungi, Basidiomycota, Agaricomycetes, Agaricales, Physalacriaceae. The record is from RefSeq and is a predicted model, not a curated record. Gene Ontology annotation, cellular component: nucleus. Gene Ontology annotation, molecular function: DNA binding; zinc ion binding; DNA-binding transcription factor activity, RNA polymerase II-specific. Bases 342 to 2045 code for a protein of 567 amino acids. Gene Ontology annotation, biological process: DNA-templated transcription; regulation of DNA-templated transcription. The transcript has 11 exons.
UCAUUCCGUUGAAGGUUUAUUUCUCAUGCACACGGAAAACGGUUGACGCUAAGCUAACUGACAUUUAUUUCCUGAGCAUCGCUAGUUCCAUGGAGGAGCUCCGAUUUUAGCCCCAACUCGCAUGAUACAGGUCCCAGAAAGAUAAUUUCUUGUAGAUCCCCCUUCCGUGUGCCGUACCUGAUGACCGUAUAUGGCUUUUGCAAAUCACCAGUGUUCAUACACUCUUGGCGCGCAUGAAACGCAUCUUCAUCAGUCAACGUGCUACGAACCUGGAAACGUCGUGUUGCCGAUUGUUUCGGUAGGAAGUGACCAAUCUACUCGUCCCUGAUUUGGGAUAUAAAAUGACGAGGUUACCCCGCAAAAAUGCGCCUCCUCUACGCAGAGGGACUGCCUGUCUAGCUUGCAGAAAACGCAAAUCUAGGUGUGACGGUACUCACCCGGUGUGUCAGCAAUGCAUCAAAGCAAAUCGAGAAGACGAAUGCCAGUACGCUGGCCUGAAACGAAAAAAGCACUCGCGACAAAACGUUUCAGUUCUGGGAAGGCAUCUAUUUGAGUUAGAAACCACUAGUGCCUUUCCUUCAAAGAUCUUUCCCCUGAAACCGCAGGUUACAACGUCUACCUUGGAGUCUAUCUUCACCACACCCUCUGCCUCUUCUUCUUCAAGCUCGCUUUCAGAAUCACCCUCGUCUUCGACUCUAGAAUUCUUAUCAUAUGAUGAAACGAACACUGCGGCCUUAGAUAUCCUAGAUUCGACAAGUACGUGGACCGUGCUUUAUCUCGGGGAUUCUACAUAUUCUGGCGUGACUUACCCGAAUAACGGAGAUUCGUUGCCUCCAAAGGUAAAGACAAUACUCAUCGAGGCCUUUCUUUCCCAUCAACAUCAGUGUUAUUUCGAAGGAUGUGGCAUAGGGAUUACCGAAUCAGAGCGGCAUCCGGCGUUCAUGAAUGCCGUGUACUUCCUUGGAUGUUACUACACACGCUCCCCACACUUGGCGAAUUUGGAAACCCACUUCUUGAACUUGGCGUUACAUGGUAUUGCAUCAGCACUUGCCGGACAUGACAGGACUGUUGAUGUAGUCCGAGCAUCCUCACUUUUGGCCCUAUAUUUCUACUCUACCGGGCAAAUAGCGGAAGGAUAUCGGCAUUCUGUUUCCGCGGCACGGCUGGCGUUGUCCAUUGGGCUUCAUCGAAUUUGCUUGCCGGAUCUUUCUGGAAGAUUGCCCGACUCGAUCACACAUACUGGCAUGGAUAUCAACGACAGGGUAUCGACGUUCUGGCAAAUUUUCAUGGUUGACACUUGCUGGUCUGCGGCAACCGGAUUUCCGAGUCUACUGUCUCGUUCCAGUGACUAUAAAGUUAGAAUAGAAACGCCUCUACCUACAAAUCAAAGCAGUGCCGAUACCAAUUCACUGUUCGGCGAAAUCAUGGCGUUACCAUCAAUACCAGCUUUGAAGGUCAAAGUGGCUGCGCUGUACGAAGAGGCAGCACGCAUCUCUUCAGACAAUAAUAUUUAUGAUACGGAAUAUUGGUAUAACUUUACUUCGGUCAAGAAUGCUUUGGAGCGUAUACAAGUGUUCCUUCCCUUAGUUCGCGAUUGCUCGCCCCACAUUCCAAAAUCUGUCAUGGAUGUCGACAUUUUCUUCAUUCGCACCCUUGUCUAUGUCUCAAUGAUCAACAUUAAUCGAAUCCACAAUCCAACCGACGCCCUGCAAGCGUCGCUGGACGCCACCUCCCUCAUUUCCGACCUCAGCGAUGACGCCUACGAAUAUUUGGACCCUUUAUUUUCUGUUCUGUGGACUUCAAUUGCGAAAGCUCAUACAUGGAAUAUCCAUCACGGCGGAUCCGAGAGGUAUCCAAUUCUCCAAACAAAGUUAUCUCUACACGUCGUUGUGAGUGCCUUGAAGUCGCUGGGUCAAUAUGUUCCAUUGGCCGCAAACUGUGGUGCUCAAAUUGAAGAAGACUGCGCGUCCUCGGAUGUUUGUGAUCCUACCCGCCUCUGUGACAAACUUGUGUGGCAGCCGGCGGAUUCAACUCCAUUUGAAUGAGCGGGAACAACACACGUGGAUCGGCACGGUCACCUGUAAUUGUCGAUCGGGCCAUCGACAUCAUUUUCGACGACGACUGGUCAUAGUCCUGGUCAUUAU